This is a messenger RNA of Talpa occidentalis (Iberian mole), 2499 nucleotides long. It is a transcript of the gene AMER3, whose product is annotated as APC membrane recruitment protein 3. Gene Ontology annotation, cellular component: plasma membrane. Gene Ontology annotation, molecular function: beta-catenin binding; phosphatidylinositol-4,5-bisphosphate binding. The record is from RefSeq and is a predicted model, not a curated record. Lineage: Eukaryota; Metazoa; Chordata; Mammalia; Eulipotyphla; Talpidae. Gene Ontology annotation, biological process: regulation of canonical Wnt signaling pathway.
AUGGAGUUGAAGAGAGGAAAGACUUUCAUCAAAUCGAGCUUGCAGAUUUCCCAGGAGAAGCCCCCAGACUCAGAGACCAUCGCCUCUGCCAGGGAGGACGCAGGCUCCCGCUCAGUCUUAUCGGGAGGGCAGCAGUGGUCCCAUGGUGAGAGGCCCCCCCACAUCAGUCCCAGCACCCAAGGAUAUGACAGAUGCCCCAACAAGGGGGUACAGCCAGACCCCGAGGCUGGGACCGCCUUCAAGCUGGUGCGGAAGAGCAAGACUCAUGACAACGUGUCCGGGGCCGGCAAGGUGGCCACGGCUGUCGGGCAGUUGGUGGGCAGCGCCAGCUUCCCAGGGCCCUCCGGCAGCCAGCGCAUGAUUGACUACCGCCACUUUGUGCCCCAGAUGCCCUUUGUGCCAGCCGUGGCCAAGAGCAUCCCAAGGAAGAGGAUUUCCCUGAAACGACCUAAGAAGUGCUUUCGGAAUCUGUUCCACCUUCGCAGAAGUAAGACUGAGAACCUGGCCUCUCUGGCCACAACGGGGAAGAGUCUGCCUUCCCCGAGGGGGCCAGCAGAGGCGGGAGGGCAGCAGGGAACAAGCUUCUUCCCCUUGGGUGAGGGACUGGGGCAGGAUGUCCAGUUCCAGGACCUGUCUGACAGCGAGAUCCUGCCCGACUCCCCUUUCGACCUCUGUAGAGUUCUGUGUGAGGACGUGGCCUCCCUGAAGAGCUUUGAUUCACUCACAGGCUGUGGGGAGAUCUUUGCCGAUGAGAGCUCGGUGCCGUCCCUGGAGCUGAAUGAGGGCCCGGAGAGCCCAGCCGGCACCUCCCAGGCCCCGGAGAACAAGGUCCUCAGGGGCCCCUUCCAGGGCAGCGCGGAGCAGCUGGCCUCGCCGGCGCACAACGAGAUGUCUGACUUUGCCAAGUUCUGGGAGAGUGUGAAUCACUCCGUGAAGCAGCAGCAGCGUGCCCUGCUGGGCCCGUGGCUGGGGGGUCCUCAGGGGAUAGACACAGGCCCACCCAGGCUGGAUGCGGCUGGGCUGGCUGAGCUCCCCCUCUGCUCCUGCAGAGACCCCCACAACAGCUCCAAAGCUAGCUCCAUUGACACGGGCACCCCCAAGAGUGAGCAGCCAGAAUCUGUGUCCACCAGUGACGAGGGGUAUUACGACUCCUUCUCCCCGGGCCUCGAGGAAGACAAGAAGGAGGCCACCAGUCCAGGCACAGCUGCAGCUGCCUUCCCCCGGGACAGCUACAGUGGGGACGCCCUCUAUGACCUCUUCUAUGAUCCCAGCCAGGGCCCUGCCGAGCCAAGCCUGGACGACGACUUGUGUGUGUCUGAGAGCCUAUCAGGGCCGGCCCUGGGGGCCCAGCUCUCCAUGUGCAGCUUCCACGUGGGGGCAGAGGAGAACUUGGCCCCAGCUCCAGGCCCAGACCUGCUUAGCCAGGGCUUCUUGCAGAGCUCCUGGAAGGGCAAGGAGUGCCUGCUGAAACUCUGUGACACGGAGCUUGCCAUCACCAUGGGCAUCAUCAACUGGCUCCGCCGAGGCCCUGAGCUCCGCACCUCGCCUGCUUCCACCCCCAUGGAGCCUGCGGGCCCACCCAAGGGGCCAGUAGAGAAGCUGGGAGCUGGUUCUGGAAAGCUGGGCCCAGGUCCAGUGAAGCCAGAAAGCAGGGGCUCCCAGGCCUCCGAUGCAGGUAGGAUCACCUCGGGCACAGCAGCCAGCAGGAAGGAGCUGUGGGGACACUCAGUUGCUGGAGAGAGCAAGGUCCUAGUGGGGGCCAAGCCGGGGACCAACCCCCCACCCAGGGACCCCUCACUGGCGUGUAUGCAUGCAUCUAGGGAAGAAGGGGCACAAGGCCACCCUAAAGGCUCAUUCUCUGUGGGGUCUGCAGUUUCUGAAACAACAGAUACUUCUGGCAAAAAGGAGGCCCCAAACCCCUCUCCCUGGCCCAGCUCCCAAGAGCUCUGGUCACCUGGGAACCUAGGAUAUUUCCAAGGUCCCUGGAGGCCAGGUCUUGGGGGAAGCACCCUGGAUGCAGAACCCACUCUGACAAGCUGUGUGGCCCAGAUGGCAGCCCUGCAGUUUCACACAGAUGGCCAGCACCCCGCUGCACAGCCCCCCAGGCAGGACACAGGCAGUGGGCUCUGUGGACAGCGUCAGGCCAGGGACAUGGACUUUCUGCAGCAGAAACAACUUAACAGCUCCCCAGGCGUGGCUGCAGUCUGUGGCCUGUCCUCCCCGGCCAGUCCAUUCCACACCCCGCAAGACCAGAAGUGCCCAAGCUGUGUCUUGAACCUGAGCCAGCUCAGGAUGGAGCCCACCAGGCUAGACAUCCAGGCCCAGGCUGCUGCGGGGGACCAGCCCCUGUGGCUCAGCGCGAGGGUCUUGGGGCAGGCAGCCCGCAGGGCACAGCUGGACUCCUAGCUCCCCUCGGCCCCUGCUUCCCACUGGGCCCGGAGUCCCCUGCCAGGUAUCCUGGGUCUCACUUUCAAUAGCCAACAGGAGGGGCCCCUCUGA